CGAGUUGCUAUAGAAACUUUGUGUCAUGUCAUAAGUUUAUUAUCCCCGAUAUCGAUCACACAACUAAAUAAAGAAUUAUCCUCUCUAAAAUUCACCCACGAGUAAAAUGUCGAGCAAACAAGACGCGCUUUCAAAUACGAGCGCUGACGACGACGAUGUUUCCGACAAAGCCUACGAGAACGAAACUUUCGAAGAAGAUAGCCGCGAAGACGAUUCAUACGAGGAAAUGUCUCAAAGCACUUUAGAGCAACUGAGGGACUCGCACAAAGCUAGAACAUUUCCCAACAAAACGUUCACUUCGUCACAAAUUCGGGAAAUUGAAAGACAGAACACAAUCUUGAUGAAUAAAAUCCUAACUUACAAUCGCAAGCCGAGCAAACCAAAGGUAACACUCCCGAAUAGAUAUCACCCCACCAGCGCGGCCAUCAAUCGGAAGAAAAAUCAAAAGAAAAUCGACUGGGAAAAUCAGAUUCUUUUGCGCAAAAUUCAAACUGUGAAGCCGUCCAUCAAGUAUUAGAGAUGUAGAUUGAGACAGUUGCCAAAUAUAUUUUUUGUAUACAA
Tribolium castaneum (red flour beetle) is the source of this 561-nucleotide messenger RNA. RefSeq names its product protein hemingway. The transcript has 2 exons. Lineage: Eukaryota; Metazoa; Arthropoda; Insecta; Coleoptera; Tenebrionidae. Bases 107 to 517 code for a protein of 136 amino acids. The record is from RefSeq and is a predicted model, not a curated record.